Molecule: messenger RNA, 2298 nt
Organism: Anopheles nili
Lineage: Eukaryota; Metazoa; Arthropoda; Insecta; Diptera; Culicidae
Gene: CPSF2
Product: probable cleavage and polyadenylation specificity factor subunit 2
Exons: 3
Coding region: 1-2223 (740 amino acids)
Biological process (GO): mRNA 3'-end processing by stem-loop binding and cleavage
Cellular component (GO): mRNA cleavage and polyadenylation specificity factor complex
Molecular function (GO): RNA binding
Source: RefSeq, a predicted model, not a curated record
AUGACUUCAAUCAUAAAACUACACGCUAUAUCGGGAGCAAUGGACGAAUCUCCUCCAUGCUAUAUACUGCAAGUGGACGAUGUUCGAAUUUUGCUCGAUUGCGGAUGGGACGAAAAAUUUGAUCAGGGGUUUAUUAAAGAAAUAAAAAAGUAUGUUCAUACCAUAGACGCCGUACUGCUGUCUUAUCCAGAUGGUAGUCAUUUAGGUGCAUUGCCGUAUUUAGUAGGAAAACUUGGUCUUAACUGUCCUAUAUAUGCGACGAUUCCUGUAUACAAGAUGGGGCAGAUGUUUAUGUACGACAUGUUUAUGUCCCACUAUAAUAUGCACGAUUUCGAUCUAUUUUCACUGGACGACAUAGAUGCAGCAUUCGAUAAAAUAGUUCAAUUAAAAUAUAAUCAAAGCGUGUCGAUGAAGGGCAAGGGUUACGGGAUUACGGUUACGCCCUUACCCGCUGGGCAUCUGAUUGGUGGAACUAUCUGGAAAAUUGUAAAAGUAGGCGAGGAAGACAUAGUGUACGCGACGGAUUUCAAUCAUAAGAAGGAAAGGCACCUCAAUGGAUGUGAACUGGAGAAACUGCAACGUCCUUCACUACUUAUAACGGACGCAUAUAAUGCACGGUAUCAACAAGCCCGUCGUCGAGCACGUGAUGAGAAGUUUAUGACCAACAUUCUACAAACGCUCCGGAACAAUGGCAACGUCCUAGUGACAGUAGAUACUGCCGGCCGAGUUUUGGAACUCGCGCACAUGCUCGAUCAAUUAUGGAAGAAUAAGGAAUCCGGCCUAAUGGCUUACUCGCUUGCUCUAUUGAAUAAUCAAAGCUAUAAUGUGGUGGAGUUUGCCAAAAGUCAGAUAGAAUGGAUGAGCGAUAAACUUAUGAAAAGCUUUGAAGGGGCUCGAAAUAAUCCAUUUACAUUCAAGCAUCUUCGUCUAUGUCACACGAUGGCGGAUCUAGCAAAAGUUCCCAGCCCAAAAGUUGUGCUCGCUAGUUCCCCCGAUAUGGAAAGCGGAUUUUCACGCGAACUAUUUAUACAGUGGGCACCGAAUGCCAGCAAUAGCAUUAUUAUUACAAGUAGAUCAUCACCAGGCACUAUGGCUCGCGAUCUUAUAGAAAACGGGGGCAACGGACGCAAAAUUGAAAUGGAUAUUCGGCGUCGAGUAGAGCUGGAGGGUGCGGAACUGGAGGAGUAUAUGCGAACGGAAGGGGAAAAGUUGAGUAGAUCAAUCAAAAAACGUGACCUCGAUGAAAGCAGUUCCGAUUCAGAAGAUGAAUUGGAAAUGAAUAUCAUUACUGGAAAGCAUGAUAUCGUCGUGCGGCCAGAAGGUCGUUCUCAUACCGGAUUUUUUAAAUCGAGCAAGAAAAACUAUGCCAUGUUUCCCUUCCAUGAGGAGAAAAUCAAAUACGAUGAGUAUGGAGAAAUCAUUCAGCCGGAGGAUUAUCGAAUGGCCGACCUUGGACCGGAAACGAACGGAGGAGAUGACAGUAAGGAGAAUUACAUAAAAACGGAAGAAAUAAAAAAAGAAAAAGAUGACGAAGUUACACUGCUGGACAAACCGACAAAAUGCGUUCAAUCACGCAAACCGAUCGAGAUUAACGCACAGGUACAGUUUAUCGAUUUUGAGGGGCGCUCUGACGGAGAAUCGCUUCUGAAGAUUCUUUCUCAGCUGCGACCUCGUCGAGUAGUGGUAGUUCGUGGAUCACCGGCCAACACAGCACAUAUCGAGGAACACUGUCAGCAAAACAUAGGUGCCCGCGUGUUUACACCGAAUCGCGGCGAGAUAAUCGAUGCCACAACAGAAACGCACAUCUAUCAGGUGCGAUUAACGGAAGCGUUAGUUUCCCAGCUAGAGUUCCAGAAAGGCAAAGACGCUGAGGUAGCCUGGGUGAAUGCUCAGAUCGUAAUACGUAACAAACGAAUAGAUACCAUGGCAGAAAAGGACACUGUAGCAAUAGACAAACAAAUUCUAACGCUCGAGCCCUUGCCUCCGGAAGAUUUGCAGCCUCACAAUCCCGUUUUUAUCAACGAACUGAAGCUGAUCGACUUCAAGCAGAUCCUCAUGAAGAGUAACAUUGCAUCCGAGUUUUCAGGUGGCGUGCUCUGGUGUAGUAAUGGAACAGUAGCUCUGCGUCGAGUGGACACUGGUCGAGUUACUAUCGAGGGUUGUAUUUCGGAGGAUUAUUAUAAAAUCAGGGAACUGCUUUACGAACAGUAUGCUAUAAUUUGAAAUGUUACUUGUCUGGAUGUAUUUUUGAAAAUAUUUUCAAUAAACGGAUCGUUCCCAGUUCACUUUUUACGUUUA